UCCGCGCUCUCCCGCCGCCGCCCGGCCCCGGCCCCGGCCCCGGCCCCAGCCCCAGCCCCGGCCGCGGCCGCCGGGCCCGGCCCAGCUCCUCGGGGCCAUGGCCGAGUGGGCGCCCGCCCAGGUGCAGGAGUGGAACAUGGAGGCCCCUCACCUGAUGCCGCUGCAGCCGCCGCUGCUGCCGGAGCGGGCGCACGUGCGGGAGGCGCAGCUGCACUCGGCAGAGGCCUCGCUCUGGACCGUGGUGGCCACGGUGCAGGCCAUGGAGAGGAAGAUCGACCUCCUGGCCACCCGCCUGCUCAGCCUGGAGGGCCGCUCCGGCACGGCCGAGAAGAAGCUCCUGGACUGCGAGAAGACGGCCAUGGAGUUCGGGAACCAGCUGGAGAGCAAGUGGGCCGUGCUGGGCACCCUCAUCCAGGAGUACGGGCUGCUCCAGAGGCGCCUGGAGAACGUGGAGAACCUCCUGAAGAACAGGAAUUUCUGGGUGCUGCGGCUGCCCCCCGGCCCCCGGGGCGAGGUCCCCAAGGUGCCGGUGACGUUUGUUGACAUCGCCGUCUACUUCUCGGCGGAGGAGUGGAAGAACCUGGAGGAGUGGCAGAAGGAGCUGUACAACAACCUAGUGAAGGAGAACUACGAGGCUUUGCUCUCCCUGGACGGUGCCCUCUCCAGGAGUGAGGCUCAGCCCCGCAGUGAGCGCGGGGAAGGGCCCUGUGUCCCCGAGCAGCGGGAGCUGGAGCAGCGGGAGCUGCCACCGGACGCCUGCGCAGAGUCGCUGAUCUCCACCUCCGACAUCCUGUCCCGGAUCAAGCAGGAGGUGGCCUUUGUGGGGGAGCAGCAGUUCCCGGAGGAGCGGGGGAUGCCCCCGGACCCCUGUGCAGGCGCGGACGCCCUGAUCACUGCGCACGACUUCUUGUCGUGGAUCAAGCAGGAGGAGGAGCCCUGUGUCCGUGAGCCCUGGGAGCUGCCGGACAGGGAGAUGCUGCCCCCGGGUCCUGGUCCUGCCGGCGAGGGGCUGCUGGUGAAGACGGAGGAGCGGUGCCCCCACGCCGAGCCCCCCGAGGAGGUGGGUUUGCCGGGCGGCUCCGGGGAGCUGCUCUUCCCCGGCACGGGCUUCGGGACCCCCGAGGGACAGGCGGCGGUGCCAGCGGCCGUGGCUCUGCCGGCGCAGCACAGACUGGGCAAAGCUCCGGGCCCCGAGCCGGGCCCGGGCGCCGAGAGCGGGGCGGUCCCCGCGGCGCCGCCGGGACCCGCCGAGGAGCGCCCGCACGGCUGUGCCGAGUGCGGGAAGAGCUUCAGCGGGAAGAAGAGCCUGCGGAUCCACCAGCGCAGCCACGCGGCCGAGCGGCCCUACCCCUGCGCCGAGUGCGGCAAGAGCUUCAAUUGCCACUCGGGGCUGGUGCGGCACCAGAUGAUCCACCGCGGGGAGCGGCCCUACAAGUGCUCCGAGUGCGGCAAGUGCUACAGCCGCAAGGAGCACCUGCAGAACCACCAGCGGCUGCACACCGGGGAGCGCCCCUUCGCCUGCGCCCAGUGCGGCAAGAGCUUCAUCCGCAAGCAGAACCUGCUCAAGCACCAGCGCAUCCACACCGGGGAGCGCCCGUACCAGUGCCCGGCCUGCGGCCGCAGCUUCCGCUACAAGGAGUCCCUCAAGGACCACCAGCGGGUCCACGGGGCCGAGGCGGGGCCGCCCCCGCUGCCCCCGCCCGGGAUCAUCGGAGCCACGUGGCCGCCCGCGGCGCCGGCCCCGGCCACGGCCACCGAAGGGGCUCCGGCUGGGCACGGCGGCGUCCGCCCACGCGGCGCUCUCGCUCGGCGGCUCCGGGAAGCCGGGCUCGACUUUGGGCUGCUCGAGGAGCGGGCUGGGGUCGCGGCGGGGCUCGGGGGGCGGCGGCGCCGGGCUCUGGCGGGUGCUGGAUCGCUCCUGGCGCAGGUAGCGCAGCUCGUCCCGGAUGUCCGUGAGGACGCCGAGCAGGCGGAACUGCAGCUCCCGGUCGCGCGCCCGCUCCUCGCGCUGGGUGGCCCGCUCCUCCUGCCACAUGGCCAGCUCCUGGUGGUACAGCUGGUCCCACUGCUCCUCCAGGUCGAGCAGGUGAUGGAUGCUAGUCCUCCAGCUGUCCCGGCGCUCCUCGCGCAGCCGGGAGCAGCCCAGCCCGCGCGGGGGGCCGGGGGCGGCCGGGGCGUCUCCGGGGGGGGAGGCGGAGGAGGGCAGCGAUUCCUCGGUCAGGGCGCCGUGGAGCGGGGAACGGGCCGGGGGCUCCUCGUCCGCCGGGGCCUUCUCCCAGGUGGGCCCCAUCAGUACCCUGGGCAAGGCGCCCAUCUCGGGGCCCGGGCCCCCCGCCUGCUCCUCGGGAUGCGCCGAGUCCAUCCCGCGGCCCAGGGCGGGCAGGUCGGACACCCCCUCGUGCCCCCAGUCCGAGUGAGCGUCCGCGGGGUUCAAGGAGUCCUCGGGGACGGGGAGAUGGCCGACACGUCUGGAGUCCGCAGCUCCGGCCCCGACUCGGCUGGAAGAGAAGAGGAAACCUCUGUCGGUGCCGCCGGCGGGGUCGGGGCUCUGUCCCGGCAGCCGCGGCGCGGCCGAGCCCUCCACGUCCGGCAGGGCCGAGGGCUGCCCGUUGGUGUCGAUGUAGAUGCUGGGGUGGCUCACGCCGGGCUGCAGGUGCAUGAAGGGCUGCUUGGACGCGCCAGGGAAGAACAGAUCUGUGGGACACACGGGAUCCGGCCUCAGCCCGGGGGGACGCGGUGGCACCGAGGCACAGACACCCUGAUGAUCUCGGGCUCCGAGUCGUGGCUGGCCUGCAGGAAGGUGGAGGCCACCAUCUUCUCCAGGGGCGUGAGGCGCGGCUUGUGGAGCGGCCCCCCGGCGCGGUUCAUGGGCAGGUGCUUCUUGGAGGUGAUCUUCUUCUUGACGUCCAGCCGCAGGUCGCGCCACUUGUGCUUGAGGGCCUCGGACCCGUACAGGGCGCUGAAAUGCCGGACCACAUUCCAGACCAGCGUCUCGGUCUCGUCAUUGGAGAAGUUGGCCUUCCUCUUCCGGCCAGACGCUGGCAUCGCCUGCGAGGCUGCGGCAGAGGUGGAAGGGGCACAAUUGAACCUCGGUCCCCACUCCUCUCUGUCAGCUCCGGGGGGGAACAGGGGGCUGCGGGAGCCCGAGGGAGCCGCGGAGGAGGGAGCCGAAGCAAGAGCCCCGGAGGCAUCCAUGGCAUGGGAGGCUCGGGCCGGGGAGGAUCUAAAGAGCCGCUUCGGCGCAGCACGCGGCGCGGGCGCACCGCAUCCCCUCGCCCCGGCUCGGGAGCACCUGGGAGGGGAGAAAAGGAAAGGGCAGCGGUGGGUGGUGGCAGCGUGGGGUGACGGCGAGGGGGCCCCCGGCUCUCUCCAAGCAGAGGCACCCGGGAGCCCCCAGCCAGCUGCCACGGGGGCCACGGAGAGGGACGUGGCCGUGGAGAGCGCUGGGACUGCGGGGUCACGGUGCACACCUGGGCCAGCAGUGCACCCCUCCGGCUCCCGGCGAGGACCUCGGGACCGCAGCAAAGCCCUCCACCGGGGCGCCCACCCCAACCUCCCACGGCCCCCCGACCCCGGGAGCACAGCGCGGACCCCGCACAAAGCCCCCAGCCCCGCCGUGCCCCCGCCGUCCCUGCCGAGCCCCUCCCCACCCCCUGAGCCCCCGAGCCCGGGCAGCGCCCACCCCGCGGCCUCGGGGCGCCCUGGGAUGGGGCGGGGGCUGCGAGCGGCACCCCUCGGCUUUGUUCGCGCUGCUCUUCCCGGGGACAAAGCGGCGGGGCCGGUGCUCGCCCGGCGGACCCCCCCAUCCGGGAUCCCACUCGGGGGCGCGGGGCAGGCACCGGCCCUGCUCCAGCCCUCCUGCCGCGCCGCAGCGCCCCGGCCCGGGGCAUCGCUUACCUGUGCCGGGGCGGGCUGUGGGGCGGGGGCGGCGGCAGGGCCCCGGCGGCGGCGGGAGGGGGCUCAGGUCCGGCGGCGGGUAAUGGCUCCCGCCUCGGCGGAACUCGCCUUCAUUUCCUCCGAGCGCCGGCGCGGGCCCUGCGCGACCGAGCCGCCCGUGGGCCCCCCCUGCUGGUCCCGCCGUGGAGGGACGGGGGGCGGGGACGGCGGCGGGGGACGGGGGACAUCCCUCCGGGAUGGGGCAUCCCUGCGUCCCGCCCCCGAGCGGCCUGCGGGUACCGCCGUGCGGGUGGACCCCCGUGGGGAUCCCGCCGGCAUGGGGCAUCCCUGCAUCCCGCCCCCGAGCGGGCUGCGGGGUGUCCCCACGGAGGGCUCGCCCGGCGCCGGCCGACACCAUGUGCACCGCGUCCUCCAGCUCGUAGAAGGCCUGGAAGAGGUCUGGCGAGGUGGCCUGGCACUCCAGGUACCGCCGCAGCGUGGCCAGGCUCCUCCAGACCUCCCGCUCCGAGGGGCAGGGCGGCACGGCCGCCAGCUCUGCCCCAUCCUCGCCCUCCGCCAUCCCCUCGUCCCCGUCCGCCCCCGCCAGUUCCCCGCCGCGCUCCAGCUGCUCCCGGCCCAGCGCCCCGUGUGCCGGGCUGAGGGACGCGGCCUCGGCACCGGGGGUGAAGCCGGCGGCACGGAAGCAGCUGGCGAUGAGCCCCGGGGACACGUCCCCCCAGGCCUGCGCCAGCAUGUGCAGCACGUCCAGCAGGGUGGGCUGGCCCGCGCCGCGCUCCACCGGCAGCCACCGCAGCAGCCGGCGCCGGUAGUGGCCCUUGAGGUCGCCGGCGAUGCCGCGGUCCAGGGGCUGUGCCAGGGCGGCGGCCAGAGGGACGAAGACCAUCCUGACGUUGGACAGCUGGAGGUAGGGGUGCGCCUCGUGCUUGGCGAGGAGCAGGAGGACCCUCUUGCCCUGUCGCCGCAUCCCCUCGUUGAACUCCUGCAGCCACUCGGCAAAGAGCGGCGCGGUCAGGCCGCCCGGGCUGCCGGCGCGGUAACUCCACGGCAUCUGCUCCAGGUUGACGCCGCGCAGGCAGCGCGGCCGGGGGCUCUCGCCCAGCGCCCGCAGCGGCAGCUUCUCAGAGCCGCUGGCGUUGGCGCAGAGCAGCAGCGUGAGCCGCUCGCCGGGGCAGCCGGCCGGGAGCGGCACCGCAGCCUCCCCGCAGGAGAAGAUGUCGGAGGGCGCGCCGCGACACGUGCCAGCCACCCGCCGCUGUGCUCGGGGCCGGGCCGGCCCAGCGCCCCUGCCAGCUGCCUGGCCCUGAGCUGCAGCAGCGGGCGGCCCGCGGGCAGCUCGGCGGCGCGGGCGCCCUCCACCCAGCGCAGCAGCGCGGCCUCCAGCGCCCCGUCCUUGCCCUCCCGCUUGCGCUUGCGCUCGGGGUCUCCGCUGCGCUGCCACUCGCUCAGGAUGCGCUCCUUGUUCUUGAUGAUGCGGCAGAUCUGGGGCUGCGACACCCCGAAGCGCUUGGCCAGCUCGCUCUGCGACACCUUGGGGCCCUCCAGCAUCUCCAGCACUCGCACCUUCUCCGUCAGCGACAGCUCCUUGCGCUCCUUGCGCGGUGCCACCGCGGCCCCCUCGGCCGUUCCUGGGGCACGGCCGGCACAGGGAGCUGGGCGGUCCGGCUUCUGCCCCACGCCCCGGCCGCACUCGGGGCACUCCAGCGGCGGCUCCCCCGGCCGGCAGCGGUGGCUCUCGAAGGCGGGGAGGGAGGUGAUGAACGCCCCGGUCGACGGGAUGCUGGCGGUCCUCCUUCAUGGCACCGGCCUCGUCCCGCUCCUCGGGGAGGCGCGGGAGCGCCUGCUCCAGGUGCCGCUGCCGGUCCCGCUCCCGCCGAGGCCUCCCCGGUGGGCGGGGGGUUCAGUGAUGCCGCACCGGGAUGACGGCGCGCGGGAUGACGGGCGACGGGACGCGGCGAGGGCGGUGCCCGUGGCGGGGGCGGCGAGCCCCCGCCGCCGCCGCCGCCCGCAACCCCGCGCUCCCGCCCCGCGCCGCCCGCACCGCCCGCGCCGCCCGCGCCGCAUGGCCGACUGGGCCCCCGCUCAGGAGCUGGAGAGCAUGAUGGAGUCGCAGGAGCUGGGCCUGGAGCAGGCGCUGGCCGCCCCCGAGCAGGGCCCCGGCGGCGAGGCCGAGCUGCCCGCCGCGGAGAUCUCCCUGACGCUCGUCACCGAGAUCCAGGCCGUGGACAGGAAGGUGGACACGCAGGCGGCCCAGCUGAUGAACCUGGAGGGCAGGAUGAGGAUGGCCGAGACGAAGCUGAUCGGCUGCGAGAAGACGGCGGUGGAGUUCGGGAACCAGCUGGAGAGCAAGUGGACGGCGCUGGGCACCCUCAUCCAGGAGUACGGGCAGCUGCAGAAGCGCCUGGAGAACAUGGAGAACCUGCUCAAGAACAGGAACUUCUGGAUCCUGCGGCUGCCCCCGGGGGCGAAAGGGGAAGUCCCCAAGGUCCCUGUGGCCUUCAACGACGCUUCGUUCAACUUCUCGGAGGAGGAGUGGAAGAGCCUGAACGAGUGGCAGAAGGAGCUGUACAGGCACAUCAUGAAGGGCAACUACGAGGCCGUCAUCUCCAUGGACGCUGCCAUUUCCAAGCCCGACAUGCUGUCCCGGAUCGAGCAGGGAGAGGAUCCCAACGCCGAGGAGCAGGAGGACUCUGAGGCAGGGGAGACCCCCACAGACCCCAGCACCGAGUUUUUCUUCCCUGGGCCUGACGAGAGCUCGUGGGGUAAAUACGAGGAGACUCUGGCUGAGAGCCACGAGGGCUCUGAGGAAGAGGAGAGCAUGGAGGUCCCUGGUACAUACGAACAGCCCUGCGACGAGGAAGGUCCCGAGAGCCUGGAGCUUCCCAGGUCGUUGGCAGGGAAGUGGGAAGAGGUUUUUUCCGCCCCGGAGGAGGAAAUGCAGUCGAGCAGCAAGAACCAGAGCGGGUCGGACCCGCAGCAGCGAACGGCAGCGGGCAACGGGCUGAGACGCUCCGUGCGCCGCAGGAGGGACUUGGCCAAGAAGGAUCCCCCCGAGGAAGGAGCCGCGGAAAAGGGGCCCUACAUCUGCUGCGAGUGCGGGGAGAGCUUCCUGGACAAGCAGCUCUUUGCCACCCACCAGAAGGCGCACGCCAGGGAGGAGGCCUGCACUUCCCUGGAGCGCGGCGAGGGCCUCUGGCAGAAAUCCAAGCCCAAGGGCCAGGGCUCCUCCCGCUCCAAACCGUCCAAGCGCCCCGACGGCGACAAGGGCUCCGGCAUCAAGUACGGCCUCGUCAGGCACCAGGUGAACAACAUGGUGGAGAGGCCUUACACCUGCUCCCAGUGCAAGGAGAGCUUCAGCCUGGAAGUGAGUCUUAUCCUGCACCAGAAGCUGCACACGGGGAAGGGCGACGGGCCGCUGACGUGCACCUACUGCGGGAAGGACUUCCGAGACCUCUCCAAAGCCAUCCGCCACCAGCGCAUCCACACCGGGGAGAGGCCCUACCAGUGCACGGAGUGCGGGAAGAGCUUCAUCCGCCGGGAUCACCUGCUCAAGCACUGGCGGGUGCACACCGGGGAGACCCCCUACCAGUGCCCCGUCUGCGGGAAGCACUUCCGCUACAAAGAGUCCCUGAAUUGCCACCAGAAAAUCCACUCCCGCAACCCGCGGCCCACGGAGGAUUCGCAGCUGGGCCUGGAGUCGGCGGGGACCCAAACCAAGCAUUUCUGCGUGAAAAAAGAGACUACGCAGUACGUCCCCGUGGCCCCCUCCUCCCAGCGCCUCUAUUCCCCGGUGUGCCCCAGUGCCCCCGGGUUCCUUAUCCCCCCAGUCCCUCCGCAGCCCCCCUUGUCCCCGUUGUCCCUGUUCCCCCGUUCCCAUUCCUGUUCCUGUUCCCGGCGCUGCCGCCGGGGGCCUCCUGACGGGCGGGGCGGUUCCGCCGGGGCCGCCAGGGGCGCUGCUGGCGCGGCCGCCCCGCUGCGCCCCGCCCCGCCCGCGCGCGCGGCCCGCGCGGCGGCAGCGCCCCCGGCGGCGCGGCGGGGCAGCGGCGCGGCCGGACCGGACCCGCAGCCGGACCCGCACCCGCGCCCGCACCGGAGCCCGCCUGGGGCUCCGGAGCCGCACUGCCCCUCGCCCCUGCGGCCGCCGGCCGGCCCCGAGCGCACCUCGGAGCGGGAGACGCAGACGGCUGAGCUGUCCCUGACCGUGGUGGCGGCCGUGCAGGCCGUGGAGAGGAAGGUGGACUCCCACUCCACCCGCCUGCUCGACCUGGAGGGUCGCACGGGGAUGGCCGAGAAGAAGCUGAUCGACUGCGAGAAGACGGCGGCGGAGCUGGGGAACCAGCUGGAGAGCAAGUGUGCGGCGCUGGGCACCCUCAUCCAGGAGUACGGGCUGCUCCAGCGGCGCCUGGAGAACAUGGAGAACCUGCUCAAGAACAGGAACUUCUGGAUCCUGCGGCUGCCCCCAGGCAGGAAGGGGGAAGUCCCCAAGGUGCCGGUGACAUUUGACGACGUGUCCGUCUACUUCAACGACAAGGAGUGGGAGAAGCUGGAGGAGUGGCAGAAGGAGCUGUACAAGAACGUGAUGAAGGGGAACUACGAGUCGCUGAUCUCCCUGGACUAUGCAAUUUCCAAACCUGGGGUUUUGUCUCAGAUCGAGCAAGGAGAGGAACCGCGGGGCAGGAACGAGCAGGACCUGGAGGAGAGUGAGAUCAUUACUGAUGCCACUGCAGCGGGAAUAAGGGUGGUGAUCAAAACGGAGGAGCUCCUUCCCGAGGACAGCCCCGAGAACCCCGAGCUGCACGGGAUGUCGGGGCAGUCGGAGGGGAGCUUCCAGAGCCCGGACGAGGAGGCGGCUUGUGAGAGCCCCUACGGCUCCGUGUCCCCUCCGAGGGACCUCCCGGGAACCAGCCUGGGCGACUCGUCCGAGUACGGAGCUGACUUCAAUGAGAUCCAGAGAGUCAUCGUUCACCACGGCAGCUGCACAGAGGACGGGAUCGUGAUCAAGACGGAGGAGGAGGAGGAGGAGGACGACCCCGACCCGCUGGAGCCGUGCGCCAUGUUCUCGGGCAGGGCCGAGCCGCCGGCCUUCCCCAGCCACGAGGCCGGGCUGGGCUGCGAGGCGCAGUGCAGCUCCAAGGCCCAGCCCCGGGGCCUGGCAGGGCGCGUGAGGAAGCCGUCGGCCUGCGACAGGGACUCCGGGGACAUGAAGCCGGCCAGCGCCCAGCAGCGGAACCGGACGCGGGAGAGACCCUACAUCUGCCCCGAGUGCGGCAAGAGCUUCAUGCUCAAGAUCAACUUCAUGAUCCACCAGCGCAACCACCUCAAGGAAGGGCCCUACGAGUGCCACGAGUGCGACCUCAGCUUCCGCAACAAGCAGCAGUUCCUGCUGCACCAGCGCAGCCACACGCGCCGCGGCGUGGGGGUCCCGCGGCGCCCCGAGCACGGCCUCAAGCCCCCGGCGCGGCCCCCGCCUCCGGGGAAGCCCUACAAGUGCUCCGAGUGCGAGAGCAGCUUCAGCCACAAGUCGAGCCUCAGCAAGCACCAGAUCACCCACGUCGGGGAGCGGCCCUUCACCUGCGGCGAGUGCCGGAGGAGCUUCCGCCUGCAGAUCAGCCUCCUCAUGCACCAGAGGAUCCACGCCGGCAAGAACGAGAUGGCCUUCCUGUGCCCCCAGUGCGGGAAGAACUUCACCCGGCCCUCCCACCUGCUGCGGCACCAGCGGACUCACACCGGCGAGCGGCCCUACCAGUGCAGCCAGUGCGAGAAGACCUUCAGCGAGAAGUCCAAGCUGACCAACCAUUACCGCAUCCACACGCGGGAGCGCCCGCACGCCUGCGCCGUCUGCGGGAAGGGCUUCAUCCGCAAGCACCACCUCCUGGAGCACCAGCGCAUCCACACGGGCGAGCGGCCCUACCACUGCACCGAGUGCGGCAAGAACUUCACGCAGAAGCAUCACCUCCUGGAGCACCAGCGGGCGCACACCGGCGAGCGGCCCUACCCCUGCACCGAGUGCACCAAGUGCUUCCGCUACAAGCAGUCCCUCAAGUACCACCUGAGGACGCACAUGGGAGAGUGAGGGGCUGCCCGACGGCUUCCUCCCCCUCCUCUCCCUCUCCUCCUCCUCCUCUUCCUCCUCCUCCUCCACUCAUCUCUCCCGCCCUCCCUCCAUCCAUCUCCCCCCACCCCAGCUCAGGGCAUGGACAUAAGGAAGCUUUGUGUGGUAGCGCCGCUGGUCUGGUGGAGACUGGGCUGAUUGGAAAUAAAUUAAUGAAUUAAAGCAAGCAACGCGCGGCAAAAUUAAAAGAUUAUAUAUAUAUAAAAUUAACAGAAGCAGCUGAUAUAGGGGGAAUCCUCACCACCAACAAAAGAAACCUGUACAGGGUGUUUUGCCGGAGUAGGACUCGUAACUGCUUUUUAAAUCUACUGUUUGGUUUUUUUUAAAUAAAUGUGGAGGAACUUUUUAAUUGAUAAGCAACCUUAGGAUGGGCAAGAUUUUUUUGUUGUUGUUGUUGCUGUUAAAUGCUCCGUAGGCUGAUUCUGGCACAGUCACUUUUUGUCCAGGAGCUCUGCAGAGGUGCUGCCUCGUCCCAGCUUUCCGGGCUGGACGCGACAGCCACUCGGCAGCGCGUGGCUACGGGAGCUCCGGCCGGGGGGGGGAUGAGCAAUUAACAGAUCCAGCUAACGAGGAGGUUCUGCGUGUGUCUAGAUUGGAAGCGCCGGUAGGUGCCUGCCCGGCUCGCGGGGCUGUGAUGCACUCCUGAAUUAUACAAUAGAAUAAAA
Messenger RNA from Myiozetetes cayanensis, 10671 nucleotides. RefSeq lists its product as uncharacterized. The transcript is spliced from 29 exons. Lineage: Eukaryota; Metazoa; Chordata; Aves; Passeriformes; Tyrannidae. The coding region runs from base 98 to 9967 and encodes 3289 amino acids. Gene Ontology annotation, biological process: regulation of DNA-templated transcription. The record is from RefSeq and is a predicted model, not a curated record.